AUGUCUGCUGUCCCCCCAAAUUGUUCUCUUUACGAAAUACUUCAAAGUCCAUGCGGUUCUAGUAGGGAGGAAGUAGAUUAUGUUUUGCUCUCGGAAUGUAUAUAUAAAUAUUAUGUUUUGCUCUCGGAGAAUAUAUCCGCCCAUUUGGCUAGGUGCCACUUGUCAAAAUGCAUUGAAGUUACAGAAGCCAAGUUAAUCAUGGCGAGAGCGGGAAUUCAGCAUUUGUCGAGAAUUCAGCUCGAGGGAAUGACCAUCUGCCUGAGGUACAGACACCUACUGGGAAGAUUCUGGCGAGGCCCAAGAUCGUGCCAAUACCCUGGCCAUACUGGGAAAGUUACAAGUGUGACGGGCAGCCACGUCAUAACCUUCCAAAUAGCUGACGAAGUAAGACUUAUAUUCAAAGAAAUCGCCGCUGUAGGAUCACGUAAGUACCAAUAGCCUUGUGGCUCUCUCUAGUUCUGUUUCCUCAAAUGUCAAUAUCCCUAUAAGUUUUUGUUGUUGUUGGUCUCAUGUCCAUUUCCCUUGGUUAAUUAUUGGUGUCGCAAUCGUAAAUACAAAAAUGCGUGUUUUAUCAUCAAACAAGGAAAUUUCUUUAAUUCUUUUAUGCUAUUGCUACACUAAGACUACUGGGCAGCCUGGCUGGUGGUAAUGAAGGAAACAAAUAUAGUCCUGAGCGGUGAAUCUGCAUCUCCUUCCCAUGCCUCGCGCGAUGUCGCCCUCUUUUACUCGUCUCUGCGGUUCGAAAAAACUUUUCCUUUAUCUCACACCCACAGCGACAAGUGUUACGCACGAUAGAGACUAUAGGUCUCCUAGAUGUGUUUGAAACGCCUAGUAUUUCUCUUAGAAAUGACUUAGGCUAAGCUAGACGAUGAGGAUGAGGAUGAGGAUGAGGAUGAGGAUGAGGAUGAGGAUGAGGAUGAGGAUGAGGAUGACGAUGAGGAUGAGGAUGAGGAUGAGGAUGAGGAUGAGGAUGACGAUGAGGAUGAUGAAGACGACGACGAUUUAUCAGUUGUCUUGAUGCAAUUUUAUAGCUAUUUGCUCCACUUGCCGGAAGAAGCAUUCUGAGCGACUUUUGGGUUUGGGAUGGCACAGUUCUACGAAAGGCUCAGUCAACCUGGAAGCUGCAGAUUCCGAGAGGUUUGUUGGAUAUUUUAUUGCUCCUAAGAUACCUCACCACGCAAGCUGUUUAUUCGCAUGCCACGCCAUACAUCGAAAGCACAUGCCAAGUACGAAACUGAGACAAAAAUUGUGUUGGUGGCUGCAGAUUUAACUUUUUAUGGGAUAACAGUUACCCCUCUUUUCCUUUGUGAAUCCCUUUCUUUACCGACUCGUUCCUUCGAAGAGAACAUGUCCAAUAAUGUCCGUUCAUACCGUCAGUAAGAUUGUUUUAUCUUAUAGAGCGACCAAAGCUGAUGCAAGAACAGCCAUAGGAGCACAUGCUGCUGAAAUGGAGACAACGCCAUUUCGUCAGAUUUCUACCCCAAAUAGGAAACCCUUUUCUAGUCCCUGUUGGACUCCAGCAACUCCUGAAGCAACUUUCCGUCAGAUCCCCGAAGCAGAGAUUCUUGGUACUUACAAUGCUGCGAUGGACGAGGUUGCCAGAAAUAUUCCUCGCAAGCGACAGCCACUACUAUCACAGCUUGUCUCGUGGGAAGAAAGCAGUCCAGCCCAGCGACAGUUCUACAUCGAGAAAGCGGUUGAAGACUGUAUGCUCGUAUGUAAUGUGAUAGCCCCAAACGACGGCGAGACGCUCUUUCACGCCUUGUCUUCUCCAGGUGGAGAAAAGGAUGAGACAGCAGAAGCUGAUGAUUUGUUGAAAUCUUUGAUGACCGCUUACAAAAACGCCAAAACCAAAAGCAUCAAGAUACAAAUUCUUAUGCGUAUAAGUACUCGGUUAGCACAUCAAAAGAACUUCACUCGCCAUAUGGAAAGUUAUCUACACGACAGAUACAGAGAGCGCGGUGUCAUGCAAGAACGAUAG
This is a messenger RNA of Pocillopora meandrina, 1981 nucleotides long. The record is from the annotation of a GenBank genome assembly. NCBI's taxonomy places the organism in Eukaryota, Metazoa, Cnidaria, Anthozoa, Scleractinia, Pocilloporidae.